This is a messenger RNA of Closterium sp. Yama58-4, 2091 nucleotides long. The record is from the annotation of a GenBank genome assembly. NCBI's taxonomy places the organism in Eukaryota, Viridiplantae, Streptophyta, Zygnematophyceae, Desmidiales, Closteriaceae.
AUGGCCCCAUCCUGGAGCUCCGUCGUGGAGCAGAUUGCCGUAGUUUCCCAACACGAGCAGCAGCAGGACGACAAGCUUCGAUCCAGCCAGACCCACAACGCGCCCGUUUUGAUUCCAAGCCACGAACACACACCACAUGAGCACAACCCCGCGCCCCCUAUAGGCCGCAAGCCGCGCCCCGCCGUUCUACUAAUUCCCGCAGUCCUUCCUCCGCCAGCCUCUCCUCUUCCGCUUCCGCCGGCCCCUCACCGGCGCCCCGACCAAUUACAGGCGCGAGCGCAACAGCUGCAGGGGGGGCCGCAUGCGCGCCAGGGGGGUCCGCACAGGCGCGCGCGCCAGCUCAAGAUCUGGGAUCUCCAACCCGAGCUUCCGCCGGCCCCUCAUCUGCGCCAUGACUGCGCGCUUGUGCGCGCGUGUGCGCAGCAACUCCGCAAUCUCCCGCCGGAGCUGCCGCCGGCCUCCCAACCGGACGCGGGACUGCCCGAGGCGCCGCCUAGUGACGGCGCGUGCGGCGGCGGCGCGCCCGGGCGAAGCGGCUUGUGCUCCCCGAUUGGCGGCGGGUUGUGCGGCGCCGUCCAUUGCGCUCGGUGCGACUUGCUCAGUCGGCCGAAGCGAUGGCCGUCGAUCGGCUUCCCCGUGCGGCGAUCCGCGCAACUUGCGCAGCAAGCGGAACAUGCGGCGCACCCCGCGCGGCGAAUCAACGUGUUAGCAGUACCUAGCUGCAGUGACCCUGAGACUCGACCCGAGGGGAAAAUGUCCCCCGCAUACCCCGCAGGUUCCUCCGCUGAUCCGGUUAUCCCCGCAGAUCCCUCAAUCUCCGCAGAGCCUCCCCACCAGCAGCGGCCUCCAUUCCCGCAUGCUUUGCCCAUUGACGAGCCUGCGCUCUUCCGCGCGCGGACCGAGGAUUUUCCGCCGCCCCCUUGCACUUUCACUUCUACUCCCGCGGAUGUGCCUCUCGAAACGCCCCGCGCUUCCCGAGGAAUGGCGGAACCAUGGGGCGGAAAGGCGGAGCAGGCGCAGGCACUGGGCAGCGGAGGGCUAGCGGAAUCGGCGGGGGCUGCGCUUGCGGGGGGAGACUGGCGGAAGCUUCCUGCGCCUGGGUGGUACCGGCGGCGGGAUUGGGAAAUCGGGAACGGGCGGAAUGCAAUCCGCGGAGUGUCUGUGCGCGCAUCAACUGCAGCUGUUGCUCCGCUUCCCGUUCAACCAACCGCGCAGCGUGCUCCCCCAAUGGUGAGCCAUGCUCCGCUAACAGGGCAGGGUGCUGAACAAAGCAGCAGGAGCUCUCUAACGCGGAUGCCCUCCGUCCCCACCGAGCCCGAGCGCAACGACGAUGAAUGCGCAGAAAUUGAAGCAGAUCCACGCAACAAAUCCCAUCGCGUCACGUGUCUCCCCAUCAGUGGCGAAGCCAUCCAGACCCACGUGGCAUCUCUCUGGCUGACAGUACUGAGUCAGCUGGAUUUUCUGGGGGAGGUGUCUACUGCGUUCCUGGGGGAGGUUGCACCUGGCAGACGUAACAGGCAGGAACAGGGGGAGGAGUGGAGCGGAAAGCAGGCAGGAAGCAGCAUUCGCGGAAUGUCAAAUAACCAUAAACGCGAGCAAGCCGUGGGGGCCGCAGCACCACUUCUGAUGGGGGGAAGCGAUGGGGAGAGACUGGCCAAUGUUGCUGCUACUGCUCGCCUGAUGGCUGACCCUCCCAUUCUCUCCCCAGACAUGCGCUGCCGUGAUUUCAGUGGCUUUAACGUGAGUGGCUUCAAUACAGGCGGCUUUGCUGAUGCUGGCGUAUGUGGCGCUACUGUAUCUCCGCCCUUGAGUUCCCUGCAGCCUCUCUCUACGGCGUCCAUCUUCCACCUGAGGGAGGUGCUAUCUGCAACGCCGGGUACAACCGCUAACAACCGCACUGAACCGGGCCGGCCGUACCUGCGUGUCCGGACCACUCCAUCAGUCCAGCCGAACGACCUGGACACGUGUCGCAAGGGGACUGGCCAGAGCCCUGCAUCCAUCCUGGACUCUCCUGUUCCUUCCGUUGACUCUGGCUGUGAUUCUCGCCCUGAGCUUCUAUGGGCCCAGCCCACACUCUCCCUCGGGUAUUGA